This is a messenger RNA of Etheostoma cragini (Arkansas darter), 417 nucleotides long. It is a transcript of the gene ndufa2, whose product is annotated as NADH:ubiquinone oxidoreductase subunit A2. Bases 87 to 392 code for a protein of 101 amino acids. Lineage: Eukaryota; Metazoa; Chordata; Actinopteri; Perciformes; Percidae. The transcript is spliced from 4 exons. The record is from RefSeq and is a predicted model, not a curated record.
AUUUUCUUCCCAGAGGCGCCUGGCAGUACGCAAUCCGGGCGAAAUAUCCCUCCGCGCGUCCUUGUCACACAACGGAAAGCUAAAAGAUGGCGGCCGUCGCAGCAGUGAGGAGUCUCGGCUCCAGUUUGGGUAAAAACCUCCGAGAGAUCCGCGUCCACCUCUGCCAGACCUCCGCAGCCAGCAAGGGGGCCAGAGACUUUGUGGAGCAGCACUAUGUGACUCUGAAGAAGUCUAACCCAGAUUUCCCGAUCCUGAUCCGUGAAUGUUCUGGAGUCCAGGCCCGGGUCUGGGCCCGGUACGAAUUUGGGAAAGAGAGCAGCGUCUCCGUGGAGAACUUGUCCGCUGAUCAGGUGGUCGGCGCUCUGCAGACUCUGGCUCAGUCCAGACCUUAACCCCCCCCCGUCUCUACUGGAAGUU